Molecule: messenger RNA, 970 nt
Organism: Microtus oregoni (creeping vole)
Lineage: Eukaryota; Metazoa; Chordata; Mammalia; Rodentia; Cricetidae
Gene: Smco4
Product: single-pass membrane protein with coiled-coil domains 4
Exons: 4
Coding region: 320-499 (59 amino acids)
Source: RefSeq, a predicted model, not a curated record
GGAAGGAGCCUAGCGUGGUUUCCUGCGUCGCGGGCUCCAGGACCGCCCCUCCCGGUGCUUCAUUCACCUCACACUGCGGUGCGUUUGUCCUGGGGAAGUUGAGCGGGCCGCGGAGUGAACGGUGGAGUCUCUUGCUGAGCCUGGAGCUCCCCAAUUCCAGGAGUCACUCAGGUCACCCUGACUGGAAGUCGGCUGACUGGCGUCACUGAAGCAACAGCUCCUGAGUUUGAAGAAAAGAGGCUCCUGGCCCGGGACAGAGGAUUGCAGCCCUUCUUCCGGGAACUCUCUGGACGCAUCUUCCCAGCAUCCUCUAGCAAAGAUGCGUCAGCUCAAGGGGAAGCCAAAGAAGGAGACAUCCAAGGACAAGAAGGAGCGGAAGCAGGCCAUGCAGGAGGCCCGGCAGCAGAUCACCACAGUGGUGCUGCCCACCCUGGCUGUGGUGGUGCUCCUGAUCGUGGUGUUCGUGUAUGUGGCUACGCGCCCCGCAGUCACCGAGUGAGCCCCUCUGUUCCAGCUCUCCUCUGCAGAGAUGUCUACAGCUCCGAGCUCUCAGCAGGAGGGCCCUAUCUUCUCUGCUCUUUGACUUGACUAAAAAUUUCUCUACUUGUUUGGGGGAGGGAAUAGGGAAUAUUUUAUCAGUGAAUGUGCCAUACACCUGAUGGUCCACUUCAUGUGCCUUUCAGACUUCAGUGUGUGUGUGUGUGUGUGUGUGUGUGUGUGUGUGUGUGCGUGUGUUUCUUUUUCUGCUGAAAUUGAUGCAUAACUGCGCCUGGGGAGCCGAGGACUCUCUGGGUGAGGCUGUUGGUUGGAAUCAGUGCCACCUCCCUCCCAUCCCUGCAACAUGCUCUCCUGCUCCUGCUCACGACUUCCUAAGGGGACAGCAUUUCUGCUCUGUGCUUGAUGGGAUUUGAAAUAUGUUGAUUCAAAGUGAAAUAUUUAUUUUUUGAAUAAAGGAGAUAAUAGUCUUAAA